Molecule: messenger RNA, 2226 nt
Organism: Ochlerotatus camptorhynchus
Lineage: Eukaryota; Metazoa; Arthropoda; Insecta; Diptera; Culicidae
Exons: 4
Coding region: 1-2226 (741 amino acids)
Molecular function (GO): nucleic acid binding
Source: RefSeq, a predicted model, not a curated record
AUGGAAACAAUUCCAUCGGAUCCGGUCCAGUCUACCGAAGAAAGUCGUUGUGAGGAGCUGUACGCUGCAACGACUACGCGCGAUUCAUCAGGAAGGUACGUUGUGCGUCUCCCACGGGUUGAAGAUCCCGAAAUCAUGCUCGGAGAAUCGAGAUCAAUAGCAGAUCGACGCUUUCUGAGCUUGGAACGUCGACUCGAGCGAGAUCCUGCGACCAAGGACUCGUAUCAUAGGUUCAUGGAGGAGUAUCUGCAACUUGGGCACAUGAAGAAGGUGGAAGAGCCUGUAGAUGACCACAUUCAACACUGCUAUAUUCCACAUCACGUCGUAUUCAAGGAAUCCAGUACGACCACGAACGUCAGGCAAGAUCUCUACUCGAUCUAUUUGAGAUUCCGGACAAGAGUUGUCGCCAUCGUAGCAGAUGUCGAGAAGAUGUAUCGACAAGUGCUGCAUCAUCUGAUCGACCUAGUAUUCUUCCGCAUACGAUAUCGUAGAAGUCCUACCGAUCCAAUCGCCACAUACGAACUACAAACUGUCACCUACGGAACAGCAAGCGCUCCUUAUUUGGCAACGAAGACAUUUCAGCAGAUCGCGAAGGAUCAUGAGCAUUUGUAUCCCGCUGCAGUCAACUCGGUUGUUGAAGAUUUCUACGUCGACGAUCUUUUGUCUGGAGCAUCGGAUGUGGAAGCUGCGAUUAUUCUCCGCCGAGAAAUCACUGCCAUGCUUAGUUACGCUGGGUUCAUGCUGAAGAAGUGGGCGUCGAAUGCCCAUGAAGUGCUAGAGGAUGUUCCACCAGAGGAUCUUGCAAUUCAGCCUAUCCAUGAUCUACAGGAUGAGCAGACAAUCUCCACACUUGGUCUACUUUGGGAGCCAACCGCCGAUAUGCUACGGUUCAAGGUUGAAUUACCUCUUCCUGCUGCCAUCCUUAUAAAGCGGAAAGUGAUGUCGUAUAUAGCUCAAAUAUUCGACCCACUGGGAUUAUUGGGUCCAACGACAACCAAGGCAAAACUCUUCAUGCAACAUUUGUGGACGUUGAUGCGCAAUGGUGUUUCCUGUGAAUGGGAUUCUCCACUACCAGAGAAACUUCAAGCCGAUUGGAAGCAGUUUCACUCUACCCUCCACAUUCUCGCUGAUAUCCGUAUUCCUCCAUUGGUGUUGGCUUCCGGAGUCAACAAUAUCCAGCUGCAUUUCUUCGCCGAUGCAUCCUCCAUUGCAUACGUACCGUGCUUCAGUGGUUGGUCUCCAAAUCGCUGGAAGACAUUCGUCGCCAAUCGCGUGUCUAAGAUCCAGACCACCACGGAUAUCAAUCACUGGAGACACAUCGCAGGCUUAGAGAAUCCUGCGGACGAUAUUUCUCGUGGCCUGAAUCCAACGGAUAUUCUGCACCGUUAUCGGUGGUGGCAUGGCCCACCAUGGUUGUCGCAGACUCGCGAUCUCUGGCCCAAGACCAUCAUCGAUCAGGAGUACUCCCCCGCAGCGUCCGAGGAAGGGCGCAAAAUUCCGAUUGUUGCAAUGACUACUGCACAAGCAACUCUCUGUGAGGAUUUGUUCGCACGGUACUCCAGCUACAGCAAACUACGCCGAGUCUUGGCAUUCUGCGAACGCUAUCUACAGUGCCUGAAAGAUCGUUCUAUCCUGCGCAAAUCCGAUCCCAGUUUCGCUGAUCUACUCUCCGAUCUUGCAAAUGGCGAACGUGUCAUUAAGUCAUCUUCACUCAAAUGGCUGAACCCGUUCGUAGACCAAAACGAUAUCAUCCGCGUCGGUGGUCGUAUCCGUAACGCCGCGUUAUCCGACGCAAUCAAACACCCGAUUGUUCUGUCCGCUAAACAUCCGCUGUCUGCUCUGCUGGCUAGCAGUUACCACCAAAAGCUACUGCAUGCAGGUCCACAACUCCUGCUAGCAACUCUCCGCCAGAAGUUUUGGAUUCUGGGCGGCAGAAACCUCAUAAAAUCCGUCUUCCACCAAUGCCACACUUGUUUUAGAAGCAAGCCAACUCUAGUCCAGCAGAGCACAGCCGAUCUGCCGGUAUCGCGAGUUUCGCCGACGCGUCCGUUUUCCGUGUGCGGUAUCGACUACUGUGGACCGUUCUACAUCAAGUCAGCAGUUCGAAAGCGUGGUCCUACGAAAAUCUACGUGGCCAUAUUCGUUUGCUUCUCAACCAAAGCUGUUCACAUCGAGUUAGUGAGCGAUUUGUCAACUCCUGCGUUCCUAGCUGCACUACGCGUCUAG